Molecule: messenger RNA, 795 nt
Organism: Trichobilharzia szidati
Lineage: Eukaryota; Metazoa; Platyhelminthes; Trematoda; Strigeidida; Schistosomatidae
Source: the annotation of a GenBank genome assembly
GGUAAUUUGAAAAUUUUCGUAACAUUCGGUAGUUUGUUCCUUUUCCUACUUUUCCCUACUGCAAUAUGUGUUAACAUUAUAAUUAUCAACACAGGCUUAGUAAUUGUAUCAAAUUUAAGCUAUGGCUGAUCGUAAUCGUUUUGAAAUUUUGGAAGAAAACAUUGAAUGUAUCAUUGAUCAUUGCAGAGAGGCGGGUAUUGUUGUGUGUGAUUACCAACCAAGUGUUUCAUUUCAAAAGAAGAUAAACGAUUUAGUUUAUAAGUUACAGGAUGUCGAUCGAAUGCAAGUGGAAAUGCAAGAUGUGCACGUCCCAAUCGAGUUAUUUUCUAAAAUCGAUUCUGGUCAAAAUCCUCAACUCUAUACACGAGAGUGUAUGGAACAAGCAUUAGCUAAGAAUGAAGCAGUUCGUGGAAAGUUGGACAGUCUUCGUCGUUUCCGAGCUCUACUUAUGUAUGAAUUAUGUCGUACUUUUCCAAAUGAAAUGGCUAAAUAUCGUGCUGUACGUGGUGAUCCUGAUGCGCCACCUGUAGUCGUUGGGCCUACAAUGUCCAGCAACACGCAGUCAAAUGGAUCGGGUACAGAAACUGGUCCCGAGUCAGUCCCACUUCGGUAGCAUUAUUCGGAUGUGAGAGCAAUAUAUAUAUAUAUUUUUUAUUUUGGAACAAAACAAGAAGACAUCUUCAUAUUUUCCUCUAAUGUACAUAACUUUGUAUAUAAAAAAAAUUUUAACCAAUGACCGUGAAUUUUUGUGGGUCAAAAAUAAUAAGCGUUAAGUGGUGUAAAUAUGUUAGUAAU